UUGGCACAUACGUGCGUACAUAUUGUCAUAUUUAUGUUUAAAAAUUCAAAGUCUUGUUGGAUCGGUGUGUCAGUAGAAAAUGGAUAAGCGAUAAAGCAUUUUAAACGUAUAUAUGUAUACGUGAUGGCAAAUAGGCAUACAGUGGGCUAAUUUUUUCGCGUUAGUGUAUGUAGUAUAUUUAAAGUAUGUUCAAAAAGAAUGGAGUUGGCAAUGACAAUAGUGGCGGUGGUAGCAACAACGAGUGACGGCAAGUGACUAAGGGGCAAGGGGUACAUCGGAUAGCGACGCUUCUAGCGCGCAAGUCGUACUGGUGGACGCGAAUGCAGUUACGGGAGCGCAGUGCGACCCAACGCAACUCGCGAAUGCACAGUCAGCUAGUACCGAAAUAAUAAUCAAAAAGAUAUUUUGAUUCUAGGAUAUUACAAUAUUUAUAAAAACAUGGAACAAAAGAAAAGCUUGGGUAAUACACUGAAAUUGAAUUAAGAAUUUAUGAGAAAAAAGGUUUUCAUAUUUUAUAGUAGAAGUUACCAGUGAUUUUGUGUAAAAGAAGUGUGUCAAUAAAGUGUAAAAAUGGAAUGAGAAAAAAAAAAAUGGAAAAAAAGUGGAUUUAGAGAAAGACUGCAGUUAUUCUUUUAUCUAAAAAGCAAAAUUCAAUUAUGAGAAUAAAAGUUCACCGGUUAGCACAAUUUCCAUUUUUCAAUUUUUUUGCCGGAUAAUGCGAAAUUUUGAAUUAUACUUAACCAAGCUAAUUUUACUGAAAGUUCUCUCACUAUCAGCAUUACAACUAAAUUAUGGUAUAUGGUAAAGUCGUUAUGGUAUAUGGUAUGGAAGAUCAAAAUAUGGUAAACAUACCAUAAUUAUGGUAUGGUUGGCAACGCUGCUUGGAGUUCCAAGAGCCCCGGGUUCGAGUCCUCGUCGGGUUCGUGUAUUUUCGUUUAUUCAAGUUGUCAAAUCAAAAAACUUAAGAUAAAUCAAUCAUUUAUGGAGAACGUUUGCAAAGCAUCUUAAUGGUUUUUGUAUACAAUCACAUUUUUAAACGUCUCGAAAACACGAAACGAAAACAUAAAAAAUCUAUAUCACUGCAGCUUGAACGUCAGUGCUAGUAACAACUGUGUCAGUAGUGGCAAAUCAUUUAAUCGAGGCGCGGGAGAUAAGAAGGUGACGAAAGAAAAAGCUGAGGACCAGCGAAAAAAAGAACUAGAUAGACAUUAAACAUUGUAAUAAAAGAAUGAAUAUAAUAAUACAAUUGAAAAAAAUAUAGUACAAAUUUGCACGUGUUAUAAACGCAUACGAAUGAUUCAUACAUUCACCCGAUGAAUCCAUGUGACCUGUACAACGAAAACACGAAGUGAAUCAAAUUAACUCAAGUUCCUCAAAACUUCAGAUUAUUUGGGAUAUUUUGUCUAUCAUCUCCCGCGCCACUCAUAAGUUGAAGAAAAUGAUUCAAUUUAACCAAAUCUUUUAAGUGAAAAAUAAUUCCAAAACUCCUAUUUACAUGAUAGUGAUAAUCUUCAAAUUCGAUAGUGAGUGAGAAUAUUUCAAUGAUACACAACCUGAAAGGCGUAAACAAUCACCAUACUAAGAUGUAAUUUUACUAAAAAUGGCGGAUUGCCCCUAUGCCCGAUGUAUACAGGAACGAAGACAUAUCAGAAGGGAAUUGCUGCGAUGGACAAAAAAUAUGGUCUUCGUAGUUGGUCUGGAACGUGUAGCAGAAGAGUUGAUGGGCCGUAGGAGAUGGAAGCAAUACCAGGGCACCCUGUACAGCAGCACUCGAAGCGAACCAGCGAGCCAACCACAUCAUCGGCUCUACCCAGUAUUUCCGACAACCUGCAGCAAUUCAUCUUCAGGGAAUGUGAUUCAAGUAGGGUCAAGUGUAGAUCAAUUAUUGACCGGUAUUCAAAAUCAAAAACAAAAAUCAGUGACACCAUUGCCAGAAGUUUUGUGUACAAAAGAAGAAGACAGUACAGAAAAAAUUAUCAACGAGUUGGAAAAUCACAAAAACAAGAUCGAUAUAUAUUCUAUGAAAUCAAUCGAUAUCAAGAUCGAAAGAGAAAACGAAUUAACUCGGGACAAACAUCAUUAUCUUCAAGACGAACGUUUAAAGCAACAAAAUAUAAACGAGAACGGUGACGACGAAAGUAUCGACGAAAACUGCACGGGCAAAAACGAUAGUAUCGAGAAGCUAUCAAAUUUGGACGACAGUAUUUUAGUUGAAAAAUCAGUGGGUCUGACGACGGAAGAUCUCAAUCAAGAGUCAAUUUCGAGAGUUACGGACGAUAAUGACCAUACAAAUACGGAAGAAAGAAAGACGGAUGACAUCGUGAAUCGAAUACCAACUCUUUUACGAGUAAAGAAAGAGGAAGAAUUAAAAAUAUUACAACAAGUCGUCUGUGAAAGUGAAAACACAACUACAACAUCCAAAGUCCUUACUGAGACUGAAGUAAAUAGGCUCAAUACACGGACACAGUCUGAAAUAUCUAAAGAAUUCGUCACUUUACCCUGUUUUAUCAAUCGAAGGGUGAGCCCAUCUCCGGAGGACUGGAGACCGCUGGACAAAUGCUAUUUUUGUUUAGACGGAAAGCUGUCUCGUGACGAUCAACCACCAUUUAGCCCACAAAGUGAAAGUAGCAGUAGUUCAAGAUCAGCAGAAUCUCCAAUGUCAAUGCAAGUAGAUCCUAUGGCCGCGUCUGUGGUUGCAGCUGCUCUGAGUGGUACUUAUCCAACGUUACUGCCACAAUGGUGUCUUCCACCGAGAGAAACUUCGAAUAUGAAUAAUCGAAGUCAAUCAGACACCAGUCAGUUGGCAGAUCAGCCUCUUGAUCUUUCUGCAAAACCAAAAAUAAAUCAGGAUAGCAACGUAUCUAUGUUGGAUCAACCAAAAAUACCCAUGAGAACGCCUUUAACUAUGGACACAAAGAACAUUUUCACAUCAUCAUGCCGGCCAAAACCACGUUUGCACGGUACAGUUGGUGUAAGUGGAGUACCAGUCGUUGGUAGUGGUAGAAGAACAUACACGGAAGAAGAACUACAAGCAGCCUUAAGAGACAUUCAAAGUGGCAAGCUUGGUACAAGGCGGGCCGCCGUAAUUUAUGGAAUUCCGAGAAGCACUCUUCGCAACAAGGUCUACAAGCUAGCUAUGGAACGUGAGAGAGAUGCUCUUUCUAGCAACCUCUCACAAAACCAUGAAGUUGGCUCAACAGCAUCACCCACUACAAUUACCUCAUCAACAACAACAUCGAAUAUGAUCACAUCAACACCACAUACGAUCCACAAUGCCAACGCAACAAGUCCAGCCCCGCUAGUAAACGAAGCAGAUGACAACGAAUUGUCUGGAGCUGAAGAAGAAAAAGAGAUCGAGAAAGCUUUGUUGAAACCAUUAUUAUCACUUGAAGACCUCGUUAGAUUUUCAGCAUUAGAAGAUGGUGGGGAUUCUUUGAGGAAUUUAUUGCAACGUGGGCAGGAAACUAGUACUGAUUGGCCUGGAUUUGAAAGUGCAAAUAUCGGGUCCUACAUUCGGAAAAUGCUUGCUAUAACAUCACCAUUCGAAGGUCUUGAGUCACAAGAGCACAAGAUUCCUGAAAUAAUGAGACGACUUAUGAGUGAAGAUAUCAAUGGAGAUCAAUUGCGUGCAAAUUUUUAUCUUCAUUCAUCGCAACAACAAAACCAACAGUCAUCUCAAAAUCAUCAACAAGCUACUCAAAACCAAAAACCACCAAUAUCAACUGAUGAUUUCAUCCCAAGUAAUGAAGAUGAAGCGAGUGACAGUGGUCAAAGCAGAGCGAUAUUAAAAAUUCCGUCCUACAAGCCAGCAAAUCCGCCGGGCUUAAAUAAAAACAAUGGAGAAACAAAUUCUGGAGCAUUUGUCUUACCCCCAAGUACAGCAGCAAGCCCAGGUCUUCUCGAAUGCGCUAGCCCCACAUUUUCCAGUGCAAGUAGUCCAACAAAUUCAUUAGCUGGGAAAUCAGUGAGCGUGAAUUUUCGUGAUGUUAUUGCAAAAAGUAUAAGCUCCAAGUUUCAAGAAGGACAGCCUUCAAACCGACAAAACUGUCCAUCAAUGCUUAUUGAUUCCAAUCCCUUCAAACGAGGUAGGUACACCCCACCAGAACACAAUCAGGGACAACAGCAAAAGCCACAAAACAGCCAAGAGAGUAAAUCAAAAUCUAGCUCUAGUGGUAAAGGAACGAGACCUAAGCGUGGAAAAUAUCGUAAUUAUGAUCGUGAUAGCCUAGUCGAGGCUGUUCGGGCAGUACAAAGAGGAGAAAUGAGCGUUCAUCGAGCAGGAAGUUAUUACGGUGUGCCUCAUUCCACCCUUGAGUAUAAGGUCAAAGAGAGACAUCUCAUGCGACCCCGAAAAAGAGACCAGAAACAAGCCGAUGACAAAACAAAAGAAUCAUCGACGUCAAGCUCAACACUGCGGCCGAACCUUCAAGAUAAAAAGUCAACGAUGAAGACACAAAAGCCUUUCAAUCCCAGUCCUGGAAAUAUUCCUGGUUCGAACGGUAUGAAAAUACCAUUUUUAGAUGGUGUGCCACAUCUCCCAUUCGGCCAUCCCUUUAAUUUUUGGGGGCCAACACCCUUCAUGCCUUCACCAUUUAUAGGAGGAGCACCGAAUGUUUCGACAAUACUUCCUGAGCAGUACUUUGCCACACAACGAAUGCGAGGCCUCCAGGAACAGCAAAGAUCAGCGAUUGCUCAACAGCAACAGCAACAGCAACAGCAACAGCAACAGCAACAGCAACAGCAACAGCAACAGCAACAGCAACAGCAACAGCAACAGCAACAGCAACAACAACAACAACAACAACAACAACAACAACAACAACAACAACAACAACAACAACAACAACAACAACAACAACAAAUCACAAUUGAUAACAGAGAGAAAGUUGGAAUAGAGCCUUCCAAUCCUCGAUCAAUAGUGAAAACAACCCGUGAAAUGACUGAAAGUCUUUACGAAGGUUCUGGUGUGAAUGGUAGUUUUCUUGAUAAUUUGAUCAGAUCAAGUCUUGAAACAGGGAAACCGAGAGAGCAAGGGUUACCGAACGAUGAAGUUACUCAAACUCACCUAAAAGCUGCGGGUGGCAAAGCAAUGGAUCAGCUUUGCGAAAUCUCACGAAAAAUACCUGAGUCAAAAAUAACUCAGAACUGUAGUGAUGAUGAGAGCUACUUUAAUGCAAGAUCACUCUUAGAACGAGCAGAAAGAGUACCAAUUGUUGAUCUUAGUCCAUCUCUUACAGAUCAAACCGGAAAUGAUGAUCAUCCAAAUGAUCGUUUCACAUCAACGUCAACACUACACUCCGUUAGUCAAUUUGAUUGUCAUGAUAAUGAUGAACACGAAAUACAAGUAGAUCAGUUAACCAAGGAACGUGAUAUUCAGAACAGUGAUGAUGCAAUUAUUCAACCACAAUUAAGUGUUCAGUCAGAAUUACAAAAUAUUUAUACCCUGUCGAGUGAAAAAAAAAGUGCCUGUGAUAAUAAACUUAUAAUAGAUCAUUCGAGCCCUAGAAGCCAGCUAGCAUCUCAACAACAAACUACAGAUAGAAAUAAAGAGUUUCCGGGCACUAGUGGUUCAGACAUUGAACUUCAAAGAGAUUACUCUAGUACAAAUAACAAAUCGAUUGAUCAAGGUCAAGAGAGUAAUGCAAUGAUCGUUCAGAUUGCUCAAGAUCCAUGUGGUACUCUUGCUAUAAAAGACAACUUAGAACAUUAUACCGAAAACUAGUAUUGCCUGUGUUGAAAUUCAACAAUUAAUCAAGUAAUAAAAUAGACAGAACAAACAAUGACAAGAAAUCAAAACUUUUGAUGUUAUAAAUUAUGCCAAAAUUUUAUGACUGUUCGAAGCCUUUUCCGUUGAAACAAACACUUGAAACAACUUCUGCAAGUUCAGUAUUAGUUCUUAUUACAUGGAGAAAAUAACUGGAUAAUAACGUAAAAAAAAGUUCUAUUUAUAACUCAGUUCCGUUUCGUAUGGGGUCUCAUAUGACUCGUGAUACAGCUGGCAAAUUCAAAAAAAAUUACACAAGUAUAACUAUUAUAAAUUAUCAUCUUCAUUAUUAAAAUAAGUAAUAAUAUUUUUUUUUAUAUGAGGGCAUUCGUCAAUUGAUAUGAAAAACUUGAGAUUAUGCAUCGAUUUUUUUCACCUCAUAGUACCUUAUGUUCGACAGUUAUAAAUAAUAUAUAAUUUUAUACUAUUCGUUAAAAAAUCGUCUUUAAAUUUGGAGUGUAUUAAAAAAUUAUAAAACGAACUUACUUUGAAAAUAAAACGUCAAAGUAUAGAAUAAUACAAACUGCUUUCUCGGAUAAUAUAAUCGACAAAUUCAACUAAGUGUCAACAAAGUCUGGACGGAUAGUUUAGAUCACAUGUUGGAUCGGAAAACCGAACAAGACCAAGUACAGAAAAUAUACUGCUUUAGUAGAUCUGACGUGGAAGAUCGAGAAAGGUAUUAUGUUAAUUCCUGAUGACAUAAAUGUCGUAACAUGUGCAGAGUAAUAGAAAAAUAUGCUACAUGAGAAUGAAUGUAACAGAAGAAGCGCUGAUCAAAAAAUCAAAGACAAAAUAUGCGCACCACAACCCGUCAUCGCACACCCAUUAUACUACUACAGUAAAAUCAAUAGAACUAUUUAGUUUAUCGAUUAAUCUCGGAUUCUAUGGACAGAUAAAAAACAAGUCAAUCACGACAUAUUUUUUUCUUUUAUCAAUUUAGUGUUCUUAGCACUGAUUACCUAUUAUUAAUAUUAGUUAAUUUUUAAGAGAUAACUUAAUUACAAAAGAAUAAGAACAUAUUAUAUGCAUAUAUAUAUAUAUAUAUAUAUAUAUAUAUGAUAUACACAUAUAUUUUUGAUCAUAACAAAGUAGGCAAAAAGUUUGAAAACUAUUAAACACUUAGAAACCGAUAAAAUCAAAAUAGAGCCACCUUCUUUUUUAUAUCCAAUUUAAAUAAAGAGAACAAAUAUUUGCGUUUUUAUAAGUUGACAAUAUAAUCGAAAAAAAAAAAAAAAAAUUA
This is a messenger RNA of Aphidius gifuensis, 7004 nucleotides long. RefSeq names its product mushroom body large-type Kenyon cell-specific protein 1 (gene Eip93F). NCBI's taxonomy places the organism in Eukaryota, Metazoa, Arthropoda, Insecta, Hymenoptera, Braconidae. Gene Ontology annotation, biological process: regulation of transcription by RNA polymerase II. The record is from RefSeq and is a predicted model, not a curated record. The transcript has 11 exons. Gene Ontology annotation, molecular function: DNA binding. Gene Ontology annotation, cellular component: nucleus. The coding region runs from base 1601 to 5722 and encodes 1373 amino acids.